AUGAAAUUUAAAUUAAUUAUUUUUAUAAUAAUAAUUUAUAUUAUUAAAAUUUUAAAAAGUGAAAUAUUAAAUGAAUUUGGUUAUGGAUUAGUAGAUGAAAAUUUAAAAUGUUUAUCUUUUAUUGGAGAUUCAAAUAAUCAACAAUUAUGUAAUAAUAAAUUAAUAAAUAAACAAUUAAUAUAUAGUACAAUUAAUAAAUCAAAUCAAAUUCAAAGUUUAAAAAUGGUUGAACAAUCAUUUAAACAAUUAACAUUUUUACAAGGAAAAUGUUUAAAUUUAAAUUUUGCUCAAUUUGGAAUUUGUGAUAUUUAUUUCCCAUCGUGUGUUGAAACAAGUUUUGGAAUUUCUUUACCAAAGAGAUUAUGUAAAUCAGUUUGUAAACAAAUUGUUACCGAUUGUCCAACACUUGGAGUAUCAUUAAAUUGUUCAGAUUCAAAUAAAUUUCCAACAAUUGGUACUCUUUACAAUUUAACAAAAUAUGGAUAUACUGAAAAUAAUGGAUUUUAUCAAGUAGAAUGUUCAAAUCCAACAAAUUAUUAUUAUAAUGAAAUAAAUUCAACAAAUAAUCAAUUUAUUGAAAUUUGUCCAAGCCCAUUAGUUUUAAGAAAUCAGUCUGAUUCAAAAUAUGGAGAAGAUAAAGGUUAUACAUAUUUAUCACCAACAAAUUGUGUACUUGGUUGUCCUCAACCAUUUUUUAAAAAUAAUAAAUGGGUACAAAUGUAUAAAAUGUCAAUAGUUUUAUCAACAUUAAGUUUUAUUUGUAGUAUUUAUAAUAUUAUAACAUUUGGUUUACUUUCAAAAUUAAAAAGUAAAUAUAAUUUAUGUAUUACCUUUUUUUCAGUGUCAACUGUUUUAAUGAGUUUAAUGGAUAUUGUAACAUAUGGUAUUGGUUAUGAAGAAUUAUUAUGUCCUGAAUCAGGUAGAUAUGCCAUUCAAUCUGAUGUUGCAUGUGGAGUUACAGGUGCUUUCUUUCAUAUUGGUAUUACAACUGGUGUUCUAUGGUGGACAACAAUGUCAAUUUGUUUAUACUCUGAAGUUAAAAGAUUUAAAAUGAUUAGUUUUAGAUAUAUCAUAAUUUUCAACUCUGUAAUUAGUUUAAUACUUUUAAUAAUACCUUUAUCUGGACAAGCUUUUAUGAGUGGUAAUGGAUCAUUGGGAUGCUGGAUUAGAAAAACUUGGUAUGCAAAUGGUACUUUCUGGAUUCCUUGUGGUAUUUCAUUAUUUAUUGGUGCAAUUUGUAUUGUUUUAGUAAUUUAUGAAAUUUUUAAAAUUUCAAGAAACCUUUCAAAAGAUAACAAACCAUUAAUGUUUCAAAUUAGACCAUUCCUUUGUGUAUUGUUAGUUGGUGGUUCAUUUUUAUAUUUAUUCAUUUUUUAUUUUAAUAAUGAAAGAAAUCUUGAUAAAUAUAAAGCUGCAAUUCCAAGUUAUGUUCAAUGUUUAUUAUCAUCCGAUGAAAAUGGUGAAGAUUGUUUAACUGAUGGCCCUGGAUUUGGAGCUUAUUUUACCUUUUAUUUCUUUACUAGAUUAUUUGGUAUCACUUCUUUUUCUAUUUAUGGUACUUCAAAAAUUGCAAGAGAUAUCUGGUUUGAAUCAGCUUAUAAUCAUCCAUUCUUUAAUCCUUAUAUUGUUAAAUGUUUAUCUUUACUUGGUAUUAGUAAACAUUUCAGUUCAAAUAGUAUUAGUGGUUCAAACCAAAAAAGAUUUAAUCGUAAUGGAAGUAAUUUCAAUAUGAAACAAAAUAAAUCAAAUCCUAAUGAUUCAAUUUCCCUAUCAGUGGUUGAAUCAACGAAAAAACAAGAUACUGAAAAUGAAUUAGAAAGUAACAUAGAAACAAAAGAAAAUCGUAGUACUGAUAUUAGUAUUGAAAAUACUACUUCCUCAAAAGAUUCAAAUACUAAUAGUUUUUAA
Molecule: messenger RNA, 1908 nt
Organism: Dictyostelium discoideum AX4
Lineage: Eukaryota; Evosea; Eumycetozoa; Dictyosteliales; Dictyosteliaceae
Gene: fslC
Product: G-protein-coupled receptor family protein
Exons: 1
Coding region: 1-1908 (635 amino acids)
Biological process (GO): cell surface receptor signaling pathway
Cellular component (GO): membrane
Molecular function (GO): transmembrane signaling receptor activity
Source: RefSeq, a predicted model, not a curated record